AUGGUUGCGAUGGAUUCCUGCUUUGUGUCUUUGAAAUCCAAUACCCAUUUGAUGAAGGGUGAUUGGGGAGGUCUGGAUCGUUGUGAGAAUGGAUUUUAUGGUGAGAAAGUUAGAGGAGGUUUUAAUGAAAAUGUUUGGAUUAAGAGCUUGAAAUCUGAGAAGAAAGCUUUGAAGCUUACUCCUAAUGUUGCUUAUGCUGUGGCCACGCCAAAUACUUCCAAGCAGCCUUUGAGCAUUCAAGUGCCAUUAGUUCCCAAAGUUAAAGCGAAUCCCAAAAAUGUUGCUUCGAUCAUAUUGGGAGGGGGUGCUGGGACUCACCUGUUUCCCCUUACUAGAAGAUCAGCAACACCCGCUGUUCCAGUUGGAGGAUGCUAUAGGCUUAUAGAUAUUCCAAUGAGCAACUGCAUCAACAGUGGGAUCAACAAAAUAUUUGUGCUUACCCAGUUCAACUCUGCUUCUUUGAAUCGUCAUAUUUCACGCACGUACUUUGGAAAUGGUGUCAACUUCGGAGAAGGAUUUGUGGAGGUUCUUGCAGCCACCCAAACAUCAGGGGAAUCUGGUAUGUACUGGUUCCAAGGAACUGCAGAUGCCGUGAGACGAUUUAUUUGGGUAUUUGAGGAUGCCAAGAACAGAAAUGUUGAGAACAUCCUAAUUUUGGCAGGGGAUCAUAUGUACAGAAUGGACUAUAUGGACUUUGUGCAGAAUCACAUUGAUAGAAAUGCUGAUAUUUCAAUCUCAUGCACAGCUGUGGGCGACAGCCGUGCAUCAGACUACGGAUUGGUGAAAAUAGAUGGUAGAGGUCGAAUUAUCCAGUUUUCUGAAAAGCCAAAGGGAGCCGAUUUGAAUGCAAUGCGAGUAGAUACAUCUUCAUUCGGUUUGUCUCGGGAGGAGUCGUUGAAGUCUCCUUACAUUGCAUCGAUGGGAGUUUAUGUUUUCAAAACAGAGAUUUUGCUAAACCUUUUAAAGUGGAGAUAUCCUACAUCUAAUGACUUUGGCUCUGAAAUAAUUCCUGCAGCUGUAAAGGAGCACAAUGUGCAAGCAUAUAUAUUUAGAGACUAUUGGGAGGACAUUGGAACAAUAAAGACCUUCUAUGAUGUGAACUUGGCCCUCACGGAAGAGUUUCCUAAGUUUGAAUUCUAUGACCCCGAGAUACCUUUCUAUACAUCUCCUCGAUUCUUACCGCCGACCAAGAUUGACAAGUGUCAGAUUGUCGAUGCAAUAAUCUCACAUGGAUGCUUUUUGAGAGAAUGUAGUAUCCAACAUUCGAUAAUCGGUGAACGGUCAAGAUUAGACUAUGGUGUUGAACUUAAGGAUACUAUAAUGAUGGGUGCAGACAAUUACCAAACCGAACCUGAAAUUGCAGGUCUGCUAGCAGAGGGAAAAGUCCCUAUAGGGAUUGGACGAAACACGAAAAUCAGGAACUGUAUAAUCGACAAGAAUGCGAAAAUUGGGAAGGAUGUACUCAUUAUGAACAAAGACGGCGUCCAAGAAGCAGAUCGGCCUGAACAGGGAUUCUACAUUCGGUCGGGAAUCACCAUUGUACCGGAAAAGGAAACGAUCGAAGACGGCACAGUUAUAUGAACAGAUCCCAAAAAUCCUCAGCUUGGGUUUGGAAGACAUGUUGGAAGUUGGUUUUCAUGAGAUUGCCUGCACUGUGGCAGGUGAAGAAUGGCAUAUGCAGCAUUUGUAGGUGAGAACAAGGAGAAAGGUCUUGAUUACAGAGAGACUGAAUUUAAAGCUUCUUUCAGAUAUUUAUAGAGAUAGUAUUAAGAGGUUUGUAGAAAAGAAAGUUCCACAUGGGGGAGAGAUCAUCUAAACUAGAAAUUCUUUGUCUUCAGUGUAAUUCUCUACAAUAAGAGUGGCUACACAGCCAGAUUAGUUCAUAAGAAAAAUAUUAUGUUGAUUUAUUAUCCAUAAUCAUUUCCUUCUAUAAGUUGAUUGAUGCUUGGUGCACUUUCAAGA
Molecule: messenger RNA, 1962 nt
Organism: Benincasa hispida (wax gourd)
Lineage: Eukaryota; Viridiplantae; Streptophyta; Magnoliopsida; Cucurbitales; Cucurbitaceae
Source: RefSeq, a predicted model, not a curated record